AUGGCAGACUUCUACGCGGGCUACAUCUCUGGCGCCAUCGGAAUCCUCCUCGGCUCGCCUCUAGACAUCCUAAAAGUCCACCUACAAUCCCGCUCCACUACUACCACCACCACCUCCUCCUCCUCCCCCUCGCUAUUCCCAACAGCGACAAGUUAUGUCCGCGGUACCGCCGCUCCGCUUCUCGGCUACGGCUGCCUAAACGCGAUCCUAUUCCACACCUACAACCGCACCCUCUCCCUCCUUUCAACUCCGCAACAACAGCAACAGCAGCAAUCAUCGCUAGCGAUGAUAUGGACCGCCGGCGCCGUCAGCGGUGCCGUAUCGUUCGUGCUUAGCGCGCCGGUGGAAUUGGUCAAGGUCCGGGCGCAAACGCGCCCUGGCGAGAACAGCUAUGAAGUCGCGCGUGGGGUUGUCAAGAGGGAGGGGGUUAGGGGGUUGUAUUUGGGAGGGGGGGUUACGGGGGUCAGGGAUUCGGCAGGUUAUGGAUUUUAUUUCUGGGCGUAUGAGUAUAUGAAGCGCCUGCUGCGAUAUGAGGAAGCAGCUGGAGGAGGGGGUGGGGAGGGCCAGCGGGCGGCCAGUAUGAAGACACUGCUUGCGGGCGGUGUGGCGGGGUGUGUCAGUUGGCUGUCAGUGUACCCGCUCGAUGUCAUCAAGACCCGGGUGCAGGCGCAGGGCGAGCGCGAGGGGUUAUUGGGCAACAGGAGGCUCGGCACUUGGGAGUGCGCGAAGAGCGCUUAUGCUGGGGGUGGGGGGAGGGUGUUUUUCAACGGGCUGGGUGUUUGUAUGGCUAGGGCUUUUUUGGUGCGUCCCCUAUUGGUAUGA
Tuber melanosporum (Perigord truffle) is the source of this 822-nucleotide messenger RNA. RefSeq lists its product as uncharacterized. Gene Ontology annotation, biological process: transmembrane transport. Bases 1 to 822 code for a protein of 273 amino acids. The transcript is spliced from 2 exons. Lineage: Eukaryota; Fungi; Ascomycota; Pezizomycetes; Pezizales; Tuberaceae. The record is from RefSeq and is a predicted model, not a curated record. Gene Ontology annotation, molecular function: transmembrane transporter activity.